Schistosoma mattheei is the source of this 612-nucleotide messenger RNA. The record is from the annotation of a GenBank genome assembly. Lineage: Eukaryota; Metazoa; Platyhelminthes; Trematoda; Strigeidida; Schistosomatidae.
AUGGAUGCAUAUAGAUUACCCAAAUCUGACUCAAAUUCAGAACAAGUUUUAACUGAUGGAAUAAAUGAAUUGACCUCAAACUUUUGUGAUAUGAAACGUGUCAGUCAUAAUGGAUUGGAUUGGAUUGUUUGUGGUGACAACAGCAGUGGAAAACAUUAUGGUAUUUUAGGUGGAUUCAAAAACACCGUUCAAGCAUUCAAUGAACCGAAAUUUGUUGACACAACUAAACUCCACCAUAAUCUAAUGCGAAACAAUUUAACUUUAUGCUUUACUAAUGCUCAACCAAAUACAAUUUCGUCCACCACUGAAAACUCAAACAACUUUUGCUUCAUCCCACCUGUCUCGGUAAUAAACGAUACGACUAAUGAUCAUCCAUUUUAUAUGAACCAGUUUCAAACAAUUAGUUUAUCGAAAUCAGAGCCAACGAACACAACCUCAGAUAACCUGGACCAUAGAGCCCCUAGACCUUCAUCGUCUUCGUAUUCAGAUGUAAAAAUGCAAAAGAUUUAUUUACAUUUAUCAAAUAUUUUCAAUUUAUCUAAUAACCUCGAAGUGACAAAUGGAGAAAUCCUAAGUUCAAGCAGAAAUGAUACAACUGAUGGUGCGACAUGA